AUGUUUCUCCUGACGAAAGAAUUGAUCAAGGUGCAUGAAACGAAUGCACGUGAUCAAUCAAUCAAUAGUCACACGUCUUCGUCGUCGUUACCCCUGAUGGCGCUGUUCCGGUGGUGGCACAAAUCCACGUCCAACACCGGUGGAAAAUCGCGUGCCAUCGUUGCUGAGACGAUUGCCGAUGUCGCUUCCGGCGAUGAUGGCGUAGCUUUUGAUGACGACCAUCGUCUCAAUCUGUCGUCAUCGACGUCCAGCCCCUGCCUUUCGGCUGUUCUUGGUACGCCGUCCGUCGCUGACCGACGUAUCCUUCGGCGAAGUCGUAAAACAUCGUCGGCCACCGUUGUCCCUGCCGCAGCGAUACCUGCUGCCGAAUCAUCGGCGAUCGCUUCCGAUCUCAGGUACUUUGCUCGUUUGUUCGUAAACUGUAGCUGCUUUUAG
Soboliphyme baturini is the source of this 435-nucleotide messenger RNA. The record is from the annotation of a GenBank genome assembly. NCBI's taxonomy places the organism in Eukaryota, Metazoa, Nematoda, Enoplea, Dioctophymatida, Soboliphymatidae.